CCACAACCUCCCUCAAUUCUACCACCAUGGCAGACUCCAAGCCGAAGUCCGCAGUUCCAGAAUGGCAAAAAUCCCAUGCCACGUCCGAGAGCGGCAGCAACAGCAGCGACAGCAGCGAAAGCAGCACCACCACCGUCAAAGGAGCAGAAGAUAACGAGACCGACGACCAACCCUCUCGGCCAGCGCUCCUCGACCAAGCCGCCAAAUUCCUCCAGGAUGACUCGAUCCGCGACGCCCCGAUGGACCGCAAGAGGGUGUUCCUAGAGUCGAAGGGUCUGCGCGACGAUGAGAUUGACCUUCUGCUCCGGGAGUCCUCGGGGGAGGAGACCAGCAGCAGCAGCAGCAGCAGUAGCAGCAGCAACGAGCACGCCAGCGACAAUGAAACCACCACCACCACCGACAACAACACCAACACCCAAACAUCAGUCCAUCCACCCUCCUCCCCUCCCCCAACCACAACACCAACAACACCCAAGACCAUGACCCCCCGAGAAAUCCCACCCAUAAUAACCUACCCGGAAUUCCUAACCACUCCGCCAACGCAACCGCCCCUCCUCACCCUGCGCAGCACACUAUACACCCUCUACGCGGCCGCAGGCCUAGCAACAACCUUCUACGCAGGCAGCGAAUACCUGGUGAAACCGAUGAUCGCAGAACUAACAACGGCGCGCCACUCGCUCGCGCGCACCACAGCCACAAACCUGCGCACGCUCAACUCAAAACUCUCGCAAACCGUCUCGACCAUCCCACCAGCCCCCACUGACACUCCAACCACCGACCCAGAAACAGAAACAGACACAGAAUCCAUAACCUCAGACCCAACGGAGCUCUUCCACCGCGACGUGGCCGUACAAACCACCGACCCAGCACCAACACAACCAACACUCGUGGGCACCACCGAGGUCGACGACCAGAAACAAGAAGAGGACAAGACAAAGAGCGCGGUGGAAAUAGCACGUACGCAUACGGCGCGCAUGCAGGCGUUAAAGGCGCAGUUACGCGAGUUGUCGGAUGCAGAUGAGAGGACUGCGGGCGUGGAUACGGCGCUGAGGGGGAAGAUGAAUGAUUUGCAUCAUUAUUUGGAUACGUUUAUUUAUAGUAAGCCUGGGGUGUACAAUCCGAUGGCUGGGUAUGGGGUUUUUAGUACGCCCGGGUUGGAUGCUACGGGAGCAGCUAGUGGUGGUGUUGGGUCGAAUGCUGGUUCGGGCGGUGGGUUGGGACUCGGGAAAGGGGAGGAGGAUGCGAUUGCCAGUUUUCGCGCCGAGAUUCGUGGUGUCAAGGGGGCGUUGCUGAGUGCCAGGAAUUUUCCGGCUGGUGGGGGGAGAGGUGGGAAUCGUAUCGCUGGGAGAUUCGGUCGUCCUGGUUCGGAUUAUUGAAUGAAGGGCGGGAGUUUAGAUGAGAGUAGGUGAUGG
This is a messenger RNA of Aspergillus homomorphus CBS 101889, 1412 nucleotides long. Its product is annotated as peroxisomal membrane protein PEX14. The transcript has a single exon. Gene Ontology annotation, biological process: protein import into peroxisome matrix, docking. The record is from RefSeq and is a predicted model, not a curated record. Gene Ontology annotation, molecular function: signaling receptor binding. NCBI's taxonomy places the organism in Eukaryota, Fungi, Ascomycota, Eurotiomycetes, Eurotiales, Aspergillaceae. Gene Ontology annotation, cellular component: peroxisomal importomer complex; peroxisomal membrane. Bases 27 to 1376 code for a protein of 449 amino acids.